Eremothecium gossypii ATCC 10895 is the source of this 2388-nucleotide messenger RNA. It is a transcript of the gene VPS16, whose product is annotated as tethering complex subunit VPS16. Gene Ontology annotation, cellular component: cytoplasm; endosome; HOPS complex. The record is from RefSeq and is marked provisional. NCBI's taxonomy places the organism in Eukaryota, Fungi, Ascomycota, Saccharomycetes, Saccharomycetales, Saccharomycetaceae. Gene Ontology annotation, biological process: vacuole fusion, non-autophagic; intracellular protein transport; endosomal transport. Bases 1 to 2388 code for a protein of 795 amino acids. The transcript has a single exon. Gene Ontology annotation, molecular function: actin binding.
AUGAACCCUAGUCUGGGCUGGGAGAAGCUUUCUGACGUAUACUACCGCAAUCGGCCUCUGUGCACGUGGGAUUGGAGCCAUGCUAGUGAUUUAAAUUACAGCUUUUCCUUAACGUUUUGCGCGCUGCAUCAUGAUCAGAAGAUCCACUGUUAUAACUACGUAGGAGAACUACAAUGGAGUAUAGAUUGCAGUGGCUUGCCGUCCGAGAUUGUGAAUUUUGAGUUUGCCAAGAAUGAGACGUUUAUUCUUGUCCUGGAAGACCGCAUCAGAAGAUACACAGGGUGGUAUCCCUUACAAUGGGAGGAUACAAUGCUUCCGGAUUCUGUUUCCGACCUGAUCUGGGACUACAAAUCCGGUGUGGCUCUGUUGCAAUCCAGCCAGGACAUCUACUAUUAUCACGACAGCAGGCUGGAGUUGAUAUAUCAGAAUGAUGACCGGUUCACUCUGUCCACGAAGCAUCAUUGGCAUACGAACGGCGGUCUAGUGGUCCUGUUGGAUACAAGGGUGGUUCUACACUUGGAUAUACCAACUCGCAAAUUGUCACAUGCUGUGGCAGGGUCGUGGCAAGAGGUGAGGAUAUCGCCGAAGGGCUUCGUCUGCCUGUAUAGCAUGAGGGAGAACAGUAUUGCCAUCUAUAAGGAUCCUUCGCGAUUUCUGCUAGAGCAUUCUCUCGAUGUGAUUCCGGACGCACUGGAAUGGUGCGGCAGUGACACGAUUGCCUACUGCAAUUACAAGAACGAAGAGGUGAAGUUGAUCGGACCCAAUGGCUCGUACGUCGCAUUUUGGUUCCCAAAUCCAAUCAUAGCUCUAAGGACCGAAGUGGAUGGGGUGAAGGUCCUAACUUCUGCCUCCAUCAAUUUCAUUUCGAAAGUGGAGAACUAUACUGCCCGGAUUUUUUCCAUUGGCUCAACAGAAUCGAGUGCUAUUCUGCUUGACUCAUUGGAACUACUUUCUAACCAUGCACCACGGGCUAUUGAGAAUUUGAAAGUAAUUAAUCUGGAACAAGCAGUACUUGAGUGUACGCAAGCAGCACGCGAUGAGUUUGCACCUUACUGGCAAAAACGUCUGUUGUCCGCAGCUUCUUUUGGUAAAGAUUCUCUUUCCAAUGCAGAAUUCAAUUCGCAAGCUUUUGUACAAACAUGUGAUUUGCUCCGCGUCCUUAAUAUGUUAAGCCAGAUGGGGCUACCAUUGACAGCAAAACAGUUUGAUGAUAUUACCAUAGAUGGUGUUUUGGAGAUCCUUAUGCGACUUCACAAGUUCCACAAGUGCAUACAGAUAUGCUCUUUCUUAAAUUACGAGAAGAAGCUUGGGAACGUAUUUAAAGAAUGGGCUGUCGCAAAGAUUAAGUUAUCGCCGGAUGUGGAUGAUAGCGCCUUGUAUCAAUCCAUAAUCACCCAAAUGACGAAUCAAGGCUUGGUGCCAGGCACUUCACUUAUCCAGAUUGCCCGUGCGGCCUUUUUAGAAGGGAGGUUUCACCUUGCGAAGAAGCUGGCCGUUGAAAGUCCCCUCCCAAGGUCUAAACUGCAAUUAUUACUGGACAUGGACGAAAAUGAACUUGCGUUAUCUGAGGCCGUCAAGUUACUUGAUCCUGAACUAACCCUUACUCUCCUUCUGUUGCUACGCUCUCGCCUCACAAACGCGCAGUUUACUAAGGUCUUAGUGCUUGUCCUGAAGGAUAACACUUUGUUACAGUUUUACGAACGUAAUAACAUGGUGUUCCUUUACGACUUUUACCGCCAGACUGAUAGGUACCAAGAGCUUGCCAUGCUAAUCUUCAAUGAUGGAAAGAAACGGAACGCAUUGCUGUCUUUCUUACCUCAAGUUCAGAACUUAUAUGGGAUCAUCGACACCCCCUUGGCGAAAGAGAACAAGGAGCUAAUAUCCCGUCAUAUCUCAUUAGUGAAGCACCAGCAGAACUUGACUAGCCUUUUAAACUACGACUUUACAGAUUUAACAUUGGAUGCCACCUUGACACAGUUGAUAGAAAUGGGUCAAGAAAGACAUACCUCGACAUUGGUAAAGACGUUUAAAAUCAGCGAGAGAAAGUACUAUAGAAUUAAGUGCAGAACACUGGUAAAAGCAGGCCGGUUUGACGAGUUAAACAAAUUCGCGAAGGAGAGAAAAUCACCAAUUGGAUAUAAACCCUUCUACGAAGCGGUCUUCAACCACGGGAAUCCUCGUGAAGCAGCCGUUUACGUGUCAAUGAUAACGGGGAUAUCAAACUACGAGAAGAUUGAACUCUAUCUGAAAUGCGGAUCUUUUUACGACGCAAUCCAGUUGGCAUCGCGUGAGAAGGACAUUGCAUUGCUGCAGCGCAUAAAGGAACAAUUGCCAGAUAACCAGCCACAGUUGAUGGUGGUUCUGAAAGAAUCAAUAGCAAAAUUAUAG